GGGGUUUUCUUCUCAAAAUAAGGGGUGAAGCGUGUUAGCUAACCCCGAAAGCGUAAAUAUCCCGACGUGUGAAUAUGUCCAGCGAGUUUUAGCGGCGUUAGUGUGACACAAAGCGACGUCGCGCUGAAAUGAGCGAGAGAAGCGGUUGAUUCGCUCGUCGGUGGAACAGAGAGAGUCGGGUACGACGAAGAUGAUCGAACCAGAGCUACUAACCGAGGUCCCGGCGGCGCUGAAGCGCUUGGCCAAGCAGGUGGUGAGGGGUUUUUACGGCGUGGAACAUGCCUUGGCCCUGGAUGUGCUCAUCCGUAACCCAUGCGUGCGUGAGGAGGACAUGCUGGAGCUGCUCAAGUUUGACCGCAAACAGCUGCGAUCGGUACUCAAUACCCUGAAAGCAGACAAGUUUGUCAAGUGCCGCAUGAGAGUGGAGACGGCCCCGGAUGGCAAGACAACACGGCACAACUACUACUUCAUCAACUACAGGGUACUGGUCAAUGUGGUCAAGUACAAACUGGAUCACAUGCGGCGGCGCAUUGAGACAGAUGAGCGAGACUCCACCAACCGUGCCUCCUUCCGGUGUCCCUGCUGCUUCUCCACCUUCACCGACCUGGAGGCCAACCAGCUUUUUGACCCCAUGACAGGAACGUUUCGCUGCACCUUCUGCCAGACGGAGGUAGAAGAAGACGAGUCCGUCUGUCCUGACGCCAGGACGCUGGUGGCCCGCUUCAAUGAGCAGAUCGAGCCCAUCUAUGCUCUGCUACGUGAGACCGAAGACGUGAACUUGUCCCAUGACCUGCUGGAGCCCGAGCCUGCCGAGAUCCCUGCUCUCAAACAGAGCCGUGAACGUGCCGCAGCAUCUGCAGGAAACGCAGCGAGCGGUCCGCACCGGGAAGCCUGGUCUAACAAAGGAUCAUCCUACGCCGACCUGUACACCCAGAAUGUGGUUAUCAAUAUGGAGGAGCAGGAUGAGCAGCAGAAGCAGGCCAGUGAGGGCAAGGCACCCAAGGAGAGGCCGGUGUGGUUGACCCACAGCACCGUGCAGGGCGCUUACAGCGAGUCCGACAUCCUGAAGAACCGUGGUGACGUCGCACCCGGAGCGCAGGACGGAGCGGCUGGUCACGGAAUUGGUCAGGCGGAUGAGAAUGAGGAAGUGAUGCGCGCUCUGCUCAUCCAUGAGAAGAGGGCUGUUGCAGGACCAGGCGUAGGUGGAGCGAGCUCUGCUGCCAGAAGCCUCACCUCCGCCACGGCCAACGCCAGCGACUCGGAGAGCGACACCAGCGAAUCGGAUGAUGAAUCUCCCUCGGGCCCCCCUCCCGCCACCGCUGCCCCGCACCGGGCCGAAGAAGACGAGGAGGAAGAGGACGACGACGAGUUUGAGGAGGUGGGGGAUGAGCCGAUGGUGACGGUGGGAGGUCGGUCGUUCUCCUACAGAGAGGUGAGCCAGAGGCCGGAGCUGGUGGAGCAGAUGUCUGCACAGGAGAAGGAGGCUUACAUUGAAAUGGGACAAAACCUCUUCCAAGACAUGUACUUCUGAACACACAUCAUAAAGCUGUAUAUACGGACAUCUACACACAUACAAUGAUUCAGACUGAUGGUUAUGUCUGCUGUCUCCGGCUGUCAGCGGUGAUAUCUGGGAAAUGUUUGUGCACAAGAAGAAAACAAGAUGCUGCUCAAGAAGUACAGUCCGGCUUCACGAUCCUUUAUCUUAGGAGUCGAGGACGUGCUUUGACAGUGUUGCCCAAGUGAUCACACUUGUAGUAUUCAGUCCUAAGUAUUCCUGAACGUCACCAAACCAGAAGGGAGCCGGCCUGCUGCAGAGUGCCAACUCCUUCCUUUAUUUUGUCUCUUUCUAUUUCCUUUCAGCUGUAAGUUUUAACAGGUUCUUCACUCGUCAGUCUCUCAUGCUGCAGACAGAAGGGAUGCGCUUCCGCUUUAAUCAAUACAGCUUUCUACACGUCGGGACCUUGUGCUUGAUGUCAAUUUUCAAGAAUGGCCAUUGAUUGUGUAUUGGGCUGUUAGAACUGCCAAGAGGUGUCUAAGUGCAGAGCAGUAUUAGCGCUGCUGCCGGUUCCUCUGCGCCGCCUGUAGAGACACGAUGAAAGGAAGAACGUCUUCUGUUACUGAACAAGUUAACAGACUGCCGCUAAAAGCCCGUCUCAGGCAAGACGGGAAGAACAUACGGGCCAACUGUUGUGCUUACCAGUCAGACGUUUGUUAUUUUGAGCAAUCUGUAAUAAAAAGAUCCUGCAGUACA
This is a messenger RNA of Stegastes partitus (bicolor damselfish), 2251 nucleotides long. RefSeq names its product general transcription factor IIE, polypeptide 1, alpha (gene gtf2e1). Gene Ontology annotation, cellular component: transcription factor TFIIE complex. Bases 191 to 1531 code for a protein of 446 amino acids. The record is from RefSeq and is a predicted model, not a curated record. Gene Ontology annotation, biological process: transcription initiation at RNA polymerase II promoter. The transcript is spliced from 6 exons. Lineage: Eukaryota; Metazoa; Chordata; Actinopteri; Pomacentridae.